AUACCACUCCAAACAUACGAGCUUUUUACGCUGAGUUGUUCACAAUUUUUACUCAUUCCGUGUCUUGAACCCGUCAGUUUGAGCCAAUCGCCACGGUGCGUUUGCCUGCAUACGUUAAUCACGAUUAAGAAUUACAUUCAAGCGGUGUCCUAGUUCAGCUCCCGGUGACUAGAAAGUGAUAAGGAAACUGUUCUUGUGAGGAAUAUUUGCACAGAAAACGCAGCUCCAGCCAACGAAGAAAUAAUGGGAGUGCCGAAGGUUUACGUUGUCGGUGUCGGAAUGACUAAAUUCGAGAAACCCGGCCGCCGGGAGAACUUCGACUACCCGCAGAUGGCGAAAGAGGCGGUGACGAAGGCCCUCAACGAUGCCCGUAUCAAGUAUGAGGACGUUCAGCAAGCCACCGUCGGCUACGUGUACGGUGACUCGACCUGCGGCCAGCGAGCGUUGUACGAAAUCGGCUUCACCGGUAUUCCCAUCUAUAAUGUGAACAACAACUGUUCGACGGGUUCCACGGCGCUGCUGCUGGCCAAGCAGCUGAUCGAGACGGGAAACAAUGACUGCGUGCUGGCGCUAGGUUUCGAAAAGAUGGAACGCGGUUCGUUGACUUCCAAGUACAUGGACCGAACCAAUCCGGUUGAGCUGUUAGUUUCGGCUAUGGCGGAAAAGUUCGACAUCACCGGGGCACCAAUUUCUGCGCAGCUGUUCGGUAAUGCUGGUCUGGAACACAUGCAAAAGUACGGCACGAAACCCGAACAUUUUGCCAAGAUUGCCUACAAAAAUCAUAAACAUUCCACCAAUAAUCCCUACUCGCAAUUUCAAGAUGAAUACUCGUUAGAGCAGAUAUCCAAGUCCUCUAAUGUGCACGAAUUCCUCACGAAGUUACAGUGUUGUCCCACUAGUGAUGGUUCCGCCUGUUGCAUUCUUGCUUCGGAAAGUUUUGUGAAACGUCACGGACUGGAGGCACAAGCCGUUGAGAUUAUUGCCAUGGAAAUGUCGACCGAUUUGCCGUCAUCGUUCAAGGAAGGAAGCGCUAUGAAGAUUGUGGGUUACGACAUGACUCGUAACGCUGCACAAAAAGUUUUUGCCAAAACUAACUUCAAACCACAGGAUGUAGAUGUGGUAGAACUUCAUGAUUGUUUUUCGGCAAAUGAGCUGAUUACCUAUGAGGCGCUUGGUUUGUGCCAGCCUGGCAAGGCAGGCGAAUUUAUCGAUCGCGGCGAUAAUACGUACGGAGGGCGGGUAGUUGUCAAUCCUAGCGGUGGAUUGAUCUCCAAGGGACAUCCGCUAGGUGCUACUGGGUUAGCUCAGUGCUCAGAGCUGUGCUGGCAACUACGUGGCGAAGCUGAUAAGCGCCAAGUGAAGGGAGCUAAACUUGCCUUACAGCAUAAUAUUGGUUUGGGUGGUGCUGUUGUUGUGGGAUUGUAUCGGUUGGGUUUCCCUUACACAAGAAAGCCUAUUAACACCAACUUGACCGCUGCCGGAAAGCUCAAGGAUACACCCGAAGGCUUCCUAGUAGCUCCAUAUAUGAAGCUACUGGAAGAAGCCAUGGCCGAUGACAAGGAUAAUCUGAUCGAUAGAGUUCGCGGAAUCUAUGGCUUCAAGGUUACCAAUGGACCGAAUGGUGCUGAAGGCUAUUGGGUUAUUAACGCCAAGGUUGGCAAAGGCUCCGUCACCUACAAAGGAACUGAUAAACCUGAUGUAACAUUCAUUAUAAAUGACAUCGAUGUUGUGGAUUUAAUAUCCGGUAAGCUCAACCCACAAAAAGCCUUUUUCCAAGGGAAGGUCAAGAUUCAGGGCAAUAUGGGACUGGCAAUGAAAUUGGUGGAUCUCCAGAAGAGCGCAAACUCACGGAUUGAAGAGUUGAGAUCUAAGCUGUAAUGCGAUGUAGUACGGCAUUUACAUAUUUGUAUUAUAUUACGUUAACUAUUGGCUCCGUCGCGGCAUUUUAAAAAUGUAUUGUUAAGACCAAUUGUGAGAACAAUUCAAGGAUAUAUUUUAUAAAUAAAACAUAAACUGGUGAUAGCUCCUA
Wyeomyia smithii (pitcher-plant mosquito) is the source of this 2029-nucleotide messenger RNA. It is a transcript of the gene ScpX, whose product is annotated as sterol carrier protein 2. The record is from RefSeq and is a predicted model, not a curated record. Lineage: Eukaryota; Metazoa; Arthropoda; Insecta; Diptera; Culicidae. Gene Ontology annotation, molecular function: acyltransferase activity, transferring groups other than amino-acyl groups. Bases 244 to 1878 code for a protein of 544 amino acids. The transcript is spliced from 5 exons.